AGCUCACCCACCCACCACUCACACUGUGCACCCACUUGCUCAUUGCAAACUUUUUUUCCCAGAUAAUCUUCAAUCAUAAAUUUUUUCUGCAAUUCGAUUAAUUUAGUUAAUAAUAAGUGAAUAAAUGCUCAUUUUUUUUAAUGUACAGUCAUCCGUAUCUAUCUUGGUACAACAGUACCAGGGUUUCUGUUAAAUUUCCCAAUAAAGACAAAGUUGUCUUUUUUUUUCCUUCCUUUGCUUGAAUCACUACCCUAAAUCAUGUAAUGAUUCGAUUGCACUCAAUCUCCCAGUCUUAUUGUUGGGUUUUGUUUUUUUUUUUUCAUAGUUUCUUUGUUUUCCUAAUUUUUCUCCUAUUUUGCCCCCAUUAAUCACGUAGGUUUUACCUGGUGUGAGUUGGAUUGAAACAUGUCAGAUGAUAUGAACUGUUUGUGGAAUUUAAUAUUUUGAGGUAAAGCCCAUCUCUUUGCGGCUAUUUGGGGGCUUGUUUCCUUGGACAGUGAGGUCGUCCAUCUCAUAGGUGACAUCCCAGGUUAACAUUUUUUUUUAAAAGUGUGAUUUUUUUUAAGAAUAUCUGAAGAGAUUGUGUCCCCAACAAAGAAGUGGGUUGUUGGAAGAUACGUAUGUUACUCCUUUGAUUUGAUCACAUUUUCAUCCUCUUUAAUUAAAAAAAAGGAGUUUUUUUAGGUGGGGUUUGUACUCUGUGGCAUUGUAAGAGUAUCUUGAGAGUGAACGAGUUGUUAAUGGAUCAAGAUAGAGGUGAGGUAUUGGAUCCGGUUCAUGACAAGAGUUCAAGUCAUUUGGUUGAACGGGUUGCAAUUGCUAGCGAUAGUAUAAGUGAAGAAGCUGGAACUUCGAGACGGGUCGAUGAGAAUUCAGGAUCUGAUAAGGAGCUAAAGGAGGAAGUUAAGGGUCAAGACAAGCAUGGUCGAGAAAAUUCCAGUGAUAAGGUACCUGGGGUUGAUCAGGGAACUAGUUGUAAUUCAAACCAUUUUGUUAAUCAAGAAGUGAUUGAAAGUGUGAUUGUGAUUGAGUCUAUUCGGACUGAGUACAUGAAUGAAGAUAAUAGGAAAUUGGAAGUAAAAGUUGAGGAAUCGGGGUUGAGCUUGGGGUCCAUGAAGGCAGCAAAAGAGGUGACUGAAACUGAUAAAAGUUCAUGUGUGAUUGAUAUAAAGUGCAGCAGCCACAAAAAGUUAUAUGACAAUUCUGAAGGUGAAACGAUUUGCAGGAUUUGCCAUCUGACUUCUGAUCAAUCACCGGAUGUAACAAUUGUUGGCACUGCUACUAGUGCUACAAGAGUAGAUUUGAUUCAGCUUGGUUGUGCAUGUAAAGAUGAACUAGGCAUCGCGCACGUUCACUGUGCUGAGGCGUGGUUCAAGCUCAAGGGGAACAGGUUAUGUGAAAUAUGCGGUGAGCCUGCAAAAAACGUUUCAGGUGUUAGCAGUAAUGGGUUUAUAGAAGAGUGGAAUGAAAGAAGAUUCAUGGACAACGAUGGUAACUCAUCCCCAAGAAUUGUUGGAUGCUGGCGAGGACAGCCAUUUUGUAACUUCUUGAUGGCAUGCCUGGUGAUAGCCUUUGUUCUGCCUUGGUUUUUUCGUGUAAAUAUGUUCUAGAUGAUGAAUCAAACUAUAUAGUUUUUGCCUUCAACUCUUCAUUCCUACCAAUGUCUGUUUGUGUUGUUCGGAGGUAAAUAUACACACAGCGAGAGUAUAUGUUACUUUUGGUGGCAAUGAUGUUGUAAAAAUUAAGAUUUUUGCUGCAAAACAAAUACAUAGAGCCUUCUUUUGUUCC
This is a messenger RNA of Vigna unguiculata (cowpea), 1788 nucleotides long. RefSeq lists its product as uncharacterized. Gene Ontology annotation, molecular function: zinc ion binding. The record is from RefSeq and is a predicted model, not a curated record. Lineage: Eukaryota; Viridiplantae; Streptophyta; Magnoliopsida; Fabales; Fabaceae.